UACAGGGAUGACCAGAGACUGCGGACACGGUACAGGGAUGACCAGACUGCGGACUGCGGACACGGUACAGGAGAUGACCAGAGACUGCGGACACGGUACAGGAGAUGACCAGAGACUGCGGACACGGUACAGGGAUGACCAGAGACUGCGGACACAGUACAGGGAUGACCAGAGACUGCGGACACAGUACAGGGAUGACCAGAGACUGCGGACACAGUACAGGGAUGACCAGAGACUGCGGACACAGUACAGGGAUGACCAGAGACUGCGGACACAGUACAGGGAUGACCAGAGACUGCGGACACAGUACAGGAGAUGACCAGAGACUGCGGACACAGUACAGGAGAUGACCAGAGACUGCGGACACAGUACAGGGGAUGACCAGAGACUGCGGACACAGUACAGGGGAUGACCAGAGACUGCGGACACAGUACAGGGGAUGACCAGAGACUGCGGACACAGUACAGGAGAUGACCCAGAGACUGCGGACACAGUACAGGAGAUGACCAGAGACUGCGGACACAGUACAGG
Molecule: messenger RNA, 531 nt
Organism: Staurois parvus
Lineage: Eukaryota; Metazoa; Chordata; Amphibia; Anura; Ranidae
Source: the annotation of a GenBank genome assembly